GUGAUGAAUGCAGCGGGGCUAGAGGUCAGAGUUGAAUGUUUGACAGAAAGCUGAACAUGGAUUCCAUAUUUCAUGAGAAACAAGAGGGCUCUCUUUGCGCCCAGCACUGUCUCAACAACCUCCUCCAGGGUGAGUAUUUCACUCCUGUGGAUCUGUCCUCCAUUGCUCAUCAACUUGAUGAAGAGGAGAGGAUGAGGAUGGCUGAAGGAGGGAUGGCCAGUGAAGAGUAUAGGACCUUCUUACAGCAACCGUCUGGGAACAUGGAUGACAGCGGGUUCUUUUCAAUACAAGUAAUUAGCAAUGCUCUGCGAGUGUGGGGUUUGGAGCUAAUCCUCUUCAACAGCCGGGAGUACCAGAGCCUGAUGAUUAAUCCAAUAAAUGAGAAAGCCUUCAUUUGCAACUACAAGGAGCACUGGUUUACUAUACGCAAACUUGGACAACAGUGGUUUAAUCUGAAUUCACUGCUGACUGGACCAGAGUUGAUAUCAGACACCUAUCUAGCCCUUUUCUUAGCACAAUUACAACAAGAAGGAUAUUCCAUAUUUGUGAUCCGAGGAAAUCUCCCUGAGUGUGAAGCAGAGCAGAUCCUUGGGAUCAUGAGAGUGCAGCAGCAGCAGCGGCCAAGACUUAUCGGAGAAGAGGAGGCUCAGACAAGUGCUGGCAGGUCAGCAGCUCUGGCCCAGACAGAGAUGGCCUUUGGUGUGGAGGAUGAGGUUGUGGAUGAAGAUGAAGAGCUGAAAAGAGCUCUGGCACUCAGCAGACAGGAUAUAGAUGUGGAAGAUGAAGAAGCUGAUCUUCGCAGGGCCAUACAGCUCAGCAUGCAAGGAGCAGUGAUGAGCAACAAAUCAUCAGAGUCUGAAAUGAGUAAUGUGAAAUCAGGGAGCCAGGUUGCAGGGAGUGCUGCAGGAGGACAAAGAGAAGGCCAGAAUGAGACACUGACAGCCGAGGAACUGCGGAAGAGGAGACAAGCCUAUUUUGAUCGGCAGCAGCAACAAGCUCAGUCGAACAUUCCUCAACAACCAGACACACAAUUGACAGGUGGCUCAGGAUCGGUAAACACUGCCUCUAUGGAGGACCAACAAGAAAAACCCAGCCAGUGAAGGUGUGAAGGGUUUGCCUAUGCUGUUUACCAGCUGCCUGGUUUGGCAACCCCAUACAGGGGUAGCUUUGCUCCUUCCUCUAACCUCUUGCACAUGCGAACACAAGGCCAGUCAGAAGGCUGACACGUUUCCCCUGGUUAGUUCGCUGACAGGCUAUAGAGAACGACAAGGAAAAGGCAGCAGUUAGUCUAAUCUAACUCACAGAGGCACUGAUGCUGGGGAAAGGGUGACCACAGAACUCAUGAUGCAGUUAAUCCAAGUUUGCAAUUGCCUUUUUACCAUGGCGCCUUCUAUUUCUAUUGUAUACUGUUUUUUAUUCUCGUUUUUUUUCCUCUGGAAGAGAUGGAGAGGAAUCUUCAGCAUACAAAGGGUGUGUUUACUUGAGUGGGUGAAUACAUACAGAGAUGUCAUAGGAGACCAAUGUUAAGACCAGAUUUGAUAGACAAUUGCCUCCUUCCUUUAUAGUGGACUUGAGUUUGACAUGAGAUAUUAUUCCAACGCCCUCCCCACCAGAACACAAUUGUAGUUUUGAAAUAAUUUCUUGUUGCAAUGUACUGAAAUAUCUUUUAGCCAGCAGCACUAACACGUGUGUGGAUCAUUUAUUCCUGACAUCAUCAAUCAUUUUACGUGUGAGCGUCUAAGAGUGAACUCCCAAGGUAUUUAGACAUCAACAUUUUUUAUGUUGUGGCUUUGUUUUUACCCUUAAGUGUAUGAGUAUGCAUAAUGAUUAAUGUAAGAUUAGCCUGCAAACACUUAAUUUAAUGGUGUUUUGUCCAUUUUGGAUGGACAGUGAACAAAAGAAUUCUAUAGAGCUAUUUGCUGAAUCUAAGAUACUUUUGAUUGGUGCAUAUUUUUCAUAUUUUGUCCAGAAUACGUCGAUAUGUAAUGGGGAACAAAGAAGCAAUCUGUAAACACCAUGAGCAGCUGCAGCUGAUAGAGAAAUACAUUUGUUAAUUUUUCCAGCACAGUAUGAUCACUUAAAACCAAAAAGAGUCUGACACGUCCAACCAGCCGACCUUGUAUAUGACUUCAUCCGUUGUGUCUCUUCAUCAGUAUUUGUCAUGAUCCGUAUAGGGAAUUUAUUGUAAAGUUUUACUCUCAUAUGUCACAGCCCCUGAAAUACUUAUUAUACUAUAUAAUUGCACUGAUUUGAUGUGCUAAUCCUGUAAUCCAAUACUUAAAGCAAUGUUGUACACAUUAGUUGUACAAAAGUACAUUCAUUUGCACUGAGAUUGUCAUGGGGUAAAAGCCAUUGGCUGAUUGAUGACCUGCAGAAAUAACAAUAGUGAGAAUGAAGGGCAACUGCCUCCAAAGAGAGAAAACAUCAAAAAUGUGUCACUGUGCAUAGGCUUUGAUGUGUUCAUUGUUUUGGGUGUUUUUGCUUUUGAUUCUGACCACAACUUGUGUAAAGUCUGUCUCAUUUACCUCUACAAUCUUCUGUUCAGUCCUAAAAACCAAAAUCUGGUUACAACACACAAUGUUAGUGAAUUUACCACAUUACAGCAUUAAAACAGUGACAUUUGUUUACAGUUAUUAUUUUUUCUGGAAUCGAUGACUGUUCAGCAUGGGUAUAUCUUGAUGCUUCCACAAAAGUGUUGGAUUUCAUGCAAAGUUUGACUUCAUGUGCUGGAUGACUUUCAGGAAGAUUCCAGGAUUUCGUUAUUGUUUUCAUUUCCUUUGGAUCUGUUAGGCUUUUUUUUCUAUUUAAAAUGGACUUGUGAAAGAGUGUAAAAUGUUGGUAGCUGGGUUUUUUAUCAUUACAUUACUUUGACUCACUACAUUCUGACAGUAAGUACUCAUCAUUUCUGUUAUAUUUCACGUUACCAUAGCACAUUCUUUCAUUUAAUGUAUUAGUUCUUGUUCCAGGAUUAAAGUGACAUUCACUCCU
This is a messenger RNA of Morone saxatilis (striped sea-bass), 2988 nucleotides long. It is a transcript of the gene atxn3, whose product is annotated as ataxin 3. The transcript has 11 exons. Gene Ontology annotation, molecular function: cysteine-type deubiquitinase activity. Gene Ontology annotation, cellular component: nucleus. Bases 36 to 1100 code for a protein of 354 amino acids. Lineage: Eukaryota; Metazoa; Chordata; Actinopteri; Moronidae. Gene Ontology annotation, biological process: protein deubiquitination. The record is from RefSeq and is a predicted model, not a curated record.